AUGCAGGCUCCCGGGUACAAGGUGAUUCCCCCUGCCCUCCUCAGAAGUGGCACUGGACAAAUAGACUUUUGGGUCAACGACGACAUCACUCUGUCCCAGCAUGGGUAUCUCCUACCAAUGUGCCUCGAGCUUGGAUACGACACGAACGGCGAUGAGCCAGAUGACAAGGAAUAUGUCGACCACUGGGUCCUUGUUCAUUUGAAAAGAACAUUACCCACAGCAUCGAACGCAUUUUCCGCAGUCAUUCACGACACAAUGGAAGGAGAUGUGGUGAAGAAUGCCAAUCGAGAACGCGUGGCUGAGACCCUGUCCAACUUUUUUCCCAAGGAGGCCACUGUCGAGAUCACCUCGACAAAGGUGCUGGCACAAGAGGAUGCGUACAAUUGUGGUGUGUACGUCAUAUUGCAUGGAAUCUCCUUGGUGCAAUAUUGCCAGCCAAACAACCUGCCUAUAAGAAAAGGAUAA
This is a messenger RNA of Pestalotiopsis fici W106-1, 465 nucleotides long. RefSeq lists its product as uncharacterized. Lineage: Eukaryota; Fungi; Ascomycota; Sordariomycetes; Amphisphaeriales; Sporocadaceae. Bases 1 to 465 code for a protein of 154 amino acids. The transcript has a single exon. The record is from RefSeq and is a predicted model, not a curated record.